Hemicordylus capensis (graceful crag lizard) is the source of this 6780-nucleotide messenger RNA. Its product is annotated as zinc finger protein RFP-like. The transcript is spliced from 7 exons. Lineage: Eukaryota; Metazoa; Chordata; Lepidosauria; Squamata; Cordylidae. Gene Ontology annotation, molecular function: zinc ion binding; protein binding. The record is from RefSeq and is a predicted model, not a curated record. Bases 831 to 2279 code for a protein of 482 amino acids.
GGGAGAAGAAUGUAAAGGAGAGAAACUGCCUGAGGGCUACAUAAUUGUAUUGUUCUGCUGUGCUGACCGACCCUCAAGAAGGCAAGGCAGGGGGAGGACGGUAAAAGAAACUUGUGUUUUUAAAAGUAACCAUCGGGUGGAGGGAACAAGUAGAAUGUGAAGAAGACAAAUGAAAAGGAGUAAGAGCUGACGAGAAAGGGGCGGAGGCUGUCUUGGUACUGAUGUGAUGGAAAGUAACAGAAACUUGUAUUUUUAAAAGUUUCAUUGUGCUAACGAGCACAAACAGUAAUUUGUAUGUGAUAUGUAAAACUGAAAUGCAGAGGUAUAUUAUAAAAAAUGAAUUGACAUCCAGAGUGAAAGUACAGCUGUACUCGUAUGUACACCUACGUGCAACUAAGUUUAUUUAUAUUAAACCCAUGUCCAAUUGUAUGCAACUGUACACAUGUAAUAGCGUGCAUUCUGAAAGCAGGAACACCAGAUUAAGGGCCCAGCAUUGCAGUACGUGACACUUUGGGGGGCACAUAGCUAUUUUGGUGAGAUAUUUCCUGGGGAAACCGCAUGAGAUUAAUGGGUUAACCCCCCUCUGGUUCCAACCAUGCCACUGUCCUAGUCCGGAUCAUCACCCUCCCCAUAUUGGAAAUAAUACUGUAUUCUAAAGGAAAGGGGGGGAAACACAAGAGAGACAACAUAUUUAAUGUGUCUAGUUUUGCAGCAAACACACCAGCCCUUUUCCUGUUGUCACUCUCUCAUUUGGAUCUUUUGCCAUGGUGAGGCAAUUAUAGGAAAGGGAACACCCUCUCCUUAUUUGGAGUUAAAGUAGCACAGUUUUUAUGCUUCAGGGAGAGACAGCAGCAAUGGCAGCUGGGGGUCCCGUUGAAGAGCUCUGUGAUGAGACUACUUGUCCCAUCUGCCUGGAAUAUUUCAAAGAUCCAGUGAUCAUAGACUGUGGCCACAAUUUCUGCAGAGCCUGCUUGAUCCAGUACUGGAGGGAGUCUGACAGAGUUGUUUCCUGCGCUCAGUGUAGAGAAACUUUUCAGCAAAAGAAUUUCAGGCCAAACCGACAACUGGCAAAUGUCGUAGAAAUAAUCAGGAAACUUGAGAAGGAAAAACAAGCAGAAAGAAAAGGGGGAGAGUGUGCCAAGCACCAGGAGGUCCUGAAACUCUUCUGUAAGGAUGAUGAAGACCUAAUCUGCUUGGUAUGCGAGAAAUCCAAAGAGCACAAGGGUCAUGAUGUGGUUCCAGUGGAAGAGAUUGCCCAGGAGUUCAAGGAAAAAAUCACGGUCCGGAUGAAGUCAUUGGAGAAACAGAGAGAACAUAUUGUGGCUCUGAAAUUGGCUGAAGAACUUGGAAGCAAGAAGUGCCUGACAUACUUAGAAAAAGAGAAGAAAAAGAUCAAAUCUGUCUUUGAGGAAAUGCACAGAUUUAUUGAGGAAAAAGAGCAUCUGUGGCUAACCCAGCUGGAAGAUUUAAAGAAAGAUUUUGAAGAGAGGCAUCAAGAAAUUGUCACCAGGCUUUCUGCAGAGAUUUCCCGUCUCAGUAACCUGAUUACAGAGAUGGAAGGGAAGUUUCAGCAGCCACCACAGGAAUUCUUGCAGGACAUCAGAAUUACCUUGAGCAGGUAUAAGAAGCAGCAAGUGGAACAUGCAACAGAUUCUUCUCCAUUUCUGGAACAGAGAAUCACAUCACAUUCUCAGAAAAAAUUCCCUCUGGAAAAAGCUAUGAAAAAAUAUAAAGUGAACGUGACUCUGGAUCCAGACACAGCGAAUCCCUGGCUUGUUCUCUCUGAGGAUCUGAAGAAUGUGAAGUGGGGAAGCAGAAAGGACAACCUGCCUGAAAGCCCUGCAAGAUUUGAUGUGGAGACCUGUGUACUGGGCUGUGAAAGAUUCGCUUCAGGAAGGCAUUGGUGGGAGGUGGAGGUGGAGGAGGAUGGGAACGAGAAGUUGACCAUGUGGGCGGUAGGGGUCACAAGAGAGUCUGUCAGGAGGAAGAGACUGGAGAGCAUUAGUUCUAAUGAGGGGAUCUGGGCUGUAGGGAAACCAUUGGAUGUCUCUUUCCCUCCUCAUCACCUCAGGGCUUUUACUUCCCCCAAAGAAACCCAUGUGGCCCUGAAACAUGAUGUUAAAAAGAUCCGGGUGUCCCUGGACUAUGAAGAGGGUUGCGUGGAAUUUUUUGAUGCCAACACAAAUGAUUUGAUCUUUGUUUUUGCCUCAGCCCCAUUCUCUGGGGAGAGGCUUUGUCCCUUUUUCCAGCUGUUUUUAGGUGUCAGAUUGAAGUGCUGAAUCUUGCAAGUUUAAUCACUCUCACCACUUCCACCACCCUGAUCUAUGACUUCCUCAAUAGCGGCAUGAAAACCAUGAAAGGUUUAAGUCCUAAUAGCUCGUGAAUAGGAGGACUUCCAGUUUCCAUAGCAAUUUCAUAAUCUUCCGUUCCUGGGGCAAGAGCGGGCAAAGCAAAUGGAACUAAAUGAAUACAUGUAGCUCCUUCAAGCAGGCAGCUCCUUUUUAUUUCCAUGCCUUGAAAUAAUUACAUGCUCUACGUAAAAGAGAGAGAAGCCAGAGUUCUAUUCACAUUAUGUUCAACACUUGUACUAGUGUACAGCGUAAUGCAGGUACAGAUCUGUACAUAACUAGAGUUAUUCACAACUUAGUUAUGUUGAACACAGGUACAACAGUAUACUUUCUAUCUGUACCCUGCAUUUGAGGGGCCUAUAUUCAGGCACUUUUAAAAUGUACAUAAGUAGUCAGACUUCUGUACAGUUGUCUAAAGGUAAAGUGUGCUAUCGAGUCAAUAUCAACUCCUGGUGACUACAGAGCCCUGUGGUUGUCUUUGGUAGAAUAAAGGAGGGGUUUACCAUCGCCAUCUCCCACACAGUAUGAGAUUAUGCCUUUCAGCAUCUUUCCUAUAUCAUUGCUGCCCAAUAUAGGAUUUCCCCAUAGUCUGGGAAACUUACCAGCAGGGAUUCAAACCGGCAACCUCUGGCUUGCUAGUCAAGUUAUUUCCUCGCUGCACUUUCUGUGCACUUAAAGGCUUCGUGGCAGGCACAAGUUCAACUGGCAUAGACUAGUUUAUUUCUGUAUCUUUGGUAUUAGUUUUAAAGGCACAGAAUGCAUGCUGGGGGCGGGUUGGGUUGUAUGAAUCGAACCCUGGCAGAAUAAAAUCACUCUUGUAUAGCUUUUUAAAACUUAUUUUAGUUAGAAGAGAUGAUUAAUAUUUCAAACAGGGAGCAAAAAGGGGCCCUGGAAUACGCUCCCUCUUGAAAUAAGAGCUUCUCUGCUUGCUUUUAGGAAGAACCUCAAGUCUGUUUUCCUAGACUUAAAUGAUUUUUAAAAAACAAAACAUAAUAAUGAUGAUAUCUUUAUCUUUUCAGGUUAUUUUUUACUGGUUUUGUUUUGUGAAUUUUAACUGUUUUAUAUUAUUUUACAUUCGCUACAUUUUAACUUUGUACACCUAGAGAGGUUUAUAUCAGGCAGUAUAUAUAAAUAAAUAAAGUAAACAUACAUAAAUAAAUAAAUAAAUAAAUAAAUAAAUAAAUAAAUAAAUAAAUAAGAACAUAAAGCCCUCCUGGAUCAGGACAAAGGCCCAUCUAGUCCAGCAUCCUGCUUCAUGCAGUGGCCAAUCAGAGAAGCCUACAAGCGGGGGAGUGGCGAGACAGGUAACUGCCCCCUCCCUUGGUGUUUCCUAGCACAUGGUGGUCAGGGGCAUGCCAGCUCUGAUCCUGAUGGAAAUAUACUGCUAUGUAGGCUAGUAGUCAUUGACAGUGUUAUGCACCAAGUGGCUCAACCUGAAUCUGUAUCGACAGGCUAAAACCUAAGGUGUCUACUAGGCCUGCUCAUGAUGCAAGAGAUUCCUUGGUCCAGGGGAAUUCUGAACUCUUUGUGAACUUAUUGAACUCUAGGGAAUUACUGCUAAAAGGGAUUUGUUUGAUCUGUUUGUAGUUACUCUGUGGUAGUGCUUUUAUUGCUUGUAACAGGUGAAAUGUAUACUCUUUUAUUACACUUAUCCUGUAAACAAGUGCCUUGAGCUGGUAAAAUAUAUAGAUUGAUUGAUUCACACCCUGCCCUGCCCCCAUUCCCUUCUUCCUCUAUCUUCUCACUUCUUCUUUGCUUUGAAUUGCUGAGGCACUGGCAAAUGGAAUAGUAAAAGACCAGAGACUGCAGUUUGAGCUGGCAUGUUUUUGCAUCUGAAGGACAUUCGCCUGAUAAUAAGAGACACUUGUGGGAGCAGACAGGGAACACGCCUGUUGAUAAGAACUUACUGCCAAAAUAUUCAGGAUGUGCCAUCUUUGAAUGUGAGGACAUUUGAUAUGAGGGCAAAACCUUAAUGGUUGGCUGCAUUAACACUUUUGUCAUGUUUAGGACACUGAUGAUGGACAUUUGCUGUAGAUCAAAGAUUUUAACUGUAUAAGAGGACCAGCCAUGAGAAGCAAGGGAAGUGAGCUCUGGAGCUCCCUCCCAACUUGCUGAUGGCUGCCUCUGCAGGAGGACUUGGCGUAAUGACUAACUUGUCUGUCCUAUAUGUUCGAGACCUGUGCUGUGAGACCCACCUGAAUCCAUUGCCAACGCAUCCAUCAAACUCCAACCACUGCUACUGCCAGCCUUUGCCUCUUUCCUUGAUAUUCUAGCUUUGACAUUCUAGCCAAUCCUAGCUUUACCUCCAUCCUCUCCUCCCUCUCCCUUGCCCUUCCCUUCACAAUGUUAAAUGUUGGUAGCAGUUAGAUAUCCUUAGCCACUGAGCCAUUGCAUACACCCUUGCCAGCUCAUCUCUUUGUAAUAAUAUGUUUACCUUAGGGUAAUAAAAGUAAGUCCACUUUAAGUGGCGCAGCGGGGAAAUGCUUGAUUAACAAACAAGGUUGCCAGUUCGAAUCCCUGCUGGUAUAUUUCCCAGACUAUGGGAAAUAUAUAGAAAACCAUACUAUGGGAAACACCUAUAUUGGGCAGCAGCGAUAUAGGAAGAUGCUGAAAGGCAUCAUCUCAUACUGCGCAGGAGAUGGCAAUGGUAAACCCCUCCUGUAUUCUACCAAAGAAAAAUCAAAGGACUCUGUGGGUGCCAGGAGUUGAAAUCGAAUUGACGGCACACUUUACCUUAAACAUAUUAACGUACAGCCUUUGUCUGUUUUCUUUGAGCUUCCACCAGGAAUUGCUGUAUAUCAUGAAGUUACUUGAGAGCCCUUAGCUGGCCGCAGGCCUAAUUGCCUUGACUCUGGUGUAGCCCCAGGGCAUACACAGAGUACAGGGUGACUUUGGCACACAACAGCCCUAUCCUUCAUGAAUUUGUCUAAUCCCUUUUUAAAACCAUCUAGAUUGGCGGCUAUCACUACAUACAGCAGCAGCAAUUUCCAUGGUUUAGAUAUGGUUGCAUAUGAAUAGGAGACUUGAUGUGUGAGCACUGCAAGAUAUUCCCCUCAGGGGAUGAAGCCGCACUGGGAAGAGCAGAAGGUUUCAAGUUCCCUCCCUGGCUUCUCCAAGAUAGGACAAGAUUUUUUUAUAGGACAAGAUUUUUUUUUUUUUGGAACCAGCAAACUACCAAAGCAUACAGUACGUUGCCAAAGCACAAUUAUAUACAAAGUGGUUGUUUGUACAUGAUAUAUCUACAAAGAUUUACACACAAGGAUUUGGAAACCCACAAGGUUAUGAAGUAUAUGCAGGUAGUACUGUAACUCGGUGGGUGGGGGAUUUCAAGGCACAUCAGGUAAUGGGGGGCGGGUUUACAUCCAACGUCCAUUUCCACAAUUUGUCCCAUUGCUGUUUAGAAGAGAUACUCUUGUCUUUUUGCACAUAACCAUACAAACUUUUCCAGAAGAGAUUUACUGUCUCAUCUGCGUGAACCUCUUGGUCAUGUCUUCCCUCCCUAUUCCUAUGCAGGAGCAUUGCAUAAAUGACAUACAGGUUUACUAACCUGAUUCCCUAGUAUAAGGGUAUCUCAGCCAAGAUAGGGCUGAGAGAGAUUCCUGUCUGCAACCUUGGAGAAGCUGCUGCCAGUCUGUGAAGACAAUACUGAGCUUGAUAGACCAAUGGUCUGAGUCAGUAUAUGGCAGUUUCCUAUGUUCCUAACUACACAUUGUGAAAAGAAGUAUUUCCUUUUGUCCUGAAUCUCCCAGCAUUUAGCUCAAUGGAGGAUCCCAGCUUCUAACAUUAAUAUUAUGAGAGGGGGAGAAGACCUCCUCUCUAUCCACACCAGACAUACUUUUGUACACCUCUAUCAUAUCCCUCCUUACCCACCUUCUUUCUAAAAUAAGGCCACAAAGUCUCUCUUACGGGAGCCACUCAACUUCCUGAUCAUUUUGGUUGCCCUCCUCUGCACCUUUUCCAGCUCCACAAUAUCCUUUAAAAGGUGUGGUGCCCAGAUAUGGACACAGUCUUCCACAUGUGGACACACCAUAUAUUACACAUAAGGGCAUUACUAUAUUGGCAGCUUAAUUUUCCAAUCCUUUUUCUUUUCCAGGAGCUUUUAACACAACCCCUUCAUCCCCACACUCUACUUCACACCCCACACUCUAAGGUUAGGAAGCUUACCUAUGUGUAAAUGAAAUUAUUCCCAUGUUGGCAAUGGUAAACCCCUCCUACAUUCUACUAAAGACAACCACAUGGCUCUGUGGUCGCCAGGAGUCGGCACCAACUCAAUGGCACAUUUUACCAUGCCUGCAUUUCCCUCCUCUUCCUCUUGUCUCCCUAGUGUUGCCCCCCUAGAUUGUAAAUCCCUUGGGGACAGAGACCUAUCCUCCUUUUUUUUUUUGGUAAAGCACCAUGUACCAUACAUAAAUAAAAUAACCUUUCAAAUGUG